This is a messenger RNA of Sclerotinia sclerotiorum 1980 UF-70, 1605 nucleotides long. RefSeq lists its product as hypothetical. Gene Ontology annotation, cellular component: cytosol. Gene Ontology annotation, molecular function: adenosylmethionine decarboxylase activity. Lineage: Eukaryota; Fungi; Ascomycota; Leotiomycetes; Helotiales; Sclerotiniaceae. The transcript has 2 exons. Bases 1 to 1605 code for a protein of 534 amino acids. Gene Ontology annotation, biological process: spermine biosynthetic process; spermidine biosynthetic process. The record is from RefSeq and is a predicted model, not a curated record.
AUGGUCAACCUCGAGAUUCCAUCCCAAUAUACAUUUUCGCCUUCUGAAGGUACACCUCAACUUACUAUCAAUCGAGAUGCUACUAUUGAUCUCGAUUCUAGCAAUGCAUUCGAAGGCCCAGAAAAACUUCUAGAAGUUUGGUUUGCUCCAUCUCCGAAGGAUCUACCUAUCGGUGCUAAAGAAGAUGGGCUCAAGUUCGUCUCGGCCGAAACAUGGACAGGAAUGCUAGAUCUUGUUAACUGUAAAGUCUUGUCAGUCGUCGAGUCUGAACACGUGGAUGCAUAUCUUCUUUCUGAGUCCAGCAUGUUUGUCUUUCCCCACAAGCUUAUUCUCAAGACUUGUGGUACUACUACCUUGUUGCUCGGACUUCGUCGAAUGUUGCGAAUUGCGGCCGUUCAUGCAGGCUUCCCAGCCCAAAAUUGCAAAUCUGUUGAAGACGUGAAAACAGCUGCAAAACCAUACCGAGUCUUUUACAGUCGAAAGAACUUCCUAUUCCCUGAGAAACAGCAAGGUCCACAUCGUAGCUGGAAGGAUGAAGUCAAAUACCUCGAUGACAUGUUCUUAGGUGGGAGUGCAUAUAUGGUUGGCAAGAUGAAUGGAGAUCAUUGGUAUCUUUACUUGACCAAUCCUAACACAGAUCUUACACCGCCCCAAACUCCGGAUGCAGAGAGGUCAGUCACCGAGACGAAGGUUUUGAACAUGCCUAAUGAGGCUUUGUCUGCUAUGGAUGGUGAUCCUGCCCAAGGUCCAGAUGAGACCCUGGAGAUUCUCAUGACUGAUCUAGAGCCAAACAACGCUAGACAAUUCUAUCUUGAUCACGCGGUUGCGGCCGCGGAGAGUAAAUAUGCGACUAGGGCUUCGGAGGCGCGAAAGGAUGCAGAAGAGAGUCUUGGUGAAUUGAGUCGAACUGAUUUGAGUCUCAGUGGCACAACAGCCGGAAGUACCGACACCGAUGAAACUUUCGACGUUUUUAGCAACACAUCUUCUGAUCACAAUGGAGGUCUUGUCACACCGGAUGAUGAUGUAUCCUUCCCUGAAGAGCUGGGAACUGAGGGUCACGCACUUGGUACGGUAGUCUCUGAAGCUUGCGGUCUAUCGGACGUCUAUCCUACCACCAAGUACCCUGAUGCACGCGUUGAUGCCUACCUCUUCACUCCUUGUGGAUUUUCGGCCAAUGGAGUUAUUCCAGCUCCUGAUCAAGCAGGCACUGCCACUCAUUAUUUCACGGUUCAUGUUACGCCCGAGCCUCAAUGCUCAUAUGCAUCAUUCGAGACCAAUGUCCCUGGUUGCCAAAGUGGACGUGAGACGGCUGAUGUCAUCGAGAACGUUGUUGAUAUCUUCAAGCCUGGGCGUUUUAGUGUCACCCUCUUUGAAUCGAAGAGUAACUCGGCCGAGGGAAGAGAAUUAACAUUGCUUGGUGAUGAUGUAUCGGCCAUGAAGAUUGCAGGUGCCGCCCGCUUGAGAAGUGCAAGAAUGGAGAACAUUCCUGGAUAUCGUAGAGUUGAUAGGAUCGUACACGACUUUGAUGGAUACGACCUGGUUUUCCGUUAUUACGAGCGUGUUGGUUGGGAAGGGGGAGCUCCACGAGUUGGAGAGAUUGAUUAA